Histoplasma capsulatum G186AR is the source of this 675-nucleotide messenger RNA. RefSeq lists its product as uncharacterized. Bases 1 to 675 code for a protein of 224 amino acids. NCBI's taxonomy places the organism in Eukaryota, Fungi, Ascomycota, Eurotiomycetes, Onygenales, Ajellomycetaceae. The record is from RefSeq and is a predicted model, not a curated record. The transcript is spliced from 2 exons.
AUGUCUAUCUCCACAUCCGAAGCAGAUAUAGUCUUCAACAGAGCGAACGUGGCCCUGGCACGCAGCCAGCGCCUCAUCGCAUCAUGGCUGCCCCCCAAAACUGCUGAAGAGAUCGCCAACACGAAAACCGAGGAGGAACUACUGCGGGAAGAGGACGAGAUAUUUACCCCCGUUCCGGAGAAGCUAGGACUCGGUGCACCCGUCCCAAAAAGCCAGGAAGAUAACAGCUUCAAUCGCACAGAGCUCAGCGCCAACGAGAAACUACGAAAACAGCUUCUGGGCAAGAAUUACAAGAAAUUCACUUCAAACAUGCCGGUGAAUGGUUCACGGGAUCCUCGACUGCUGCUGGAGAAGAAGCAACAGCAACACCGCCAACAUGCCAAAGAACAACCACAAAGCGAUGACGAGGAUGAAGGACGAUCUUCCUUGGGCAGGAAUAAAAGAAAGAUCGUAACGGAGAAGACAAUUCAGGCUGGGGCAGAUGGUGGUGCUGCUAUAGCUACCCCUACGACGACUGCAACGACAAUUGGAAAUGGCGAUAUUGACGACCUUGAAUCAGAUGAUGGAAGCCCGCAACGCAGCGCUCAACGGAAGAAGCCGGCCAGUUAUCUCGACGAGCUCUUAUCGGAACGAUCGAAAAAGAAAAAGAGGAAAAAGAACAAAAAGCAGUCGUAG